CAUAGUUUGAGAUUUUUAUUUCCAGACAUUUGAUAUUUCAACUCUGACUAAUCGAAUUCGUGCGUAUUAAUAAUGAAACGAGGUCGUCGAUGCAAAUUGUUUGUUUGUGAAGAAAUCAUAAUCAACAUACUGAAUCGUUUGCCUUUAAAAUCGCUAGAAAAGUUUAAAUGCAUAUCGAAGAAUUGGCGAAAGUAUAUUGCUGAAAUUUACAGGCGCCGUUUCCAGUGGCCUGAACCCUAUCUACUCGGUUUCUUUUGCUUAGAGAAACGUUCCCAAAGUUGUUUCUUCUAUUCAUCAAAGGAAUCACCACUUGUAAUCGGUUCUAGUUUGGAUGAAUCAGUCAAUUUUAUUGGUGAGAAAGUGUAUAUUGUUGCUUCUUCCAACGGUUUUCUACUAUGCAAUAAGCUUAGAAGUAGGCAUAGGGUUUAUUAUGUUUAUAAUCCUGCCACAAGGCAGCGUUUGGAUGUCCCUAAAACUCCAAUCUCUAUGGAUGAUCCAUACAUCGGAUUUACUUGUAAGGUAGGUGAGGAUCAUGGCAUUGUCUCGUUUACUAUAGUUCGUUAUGUAAUUAGCGAACACUAUCAGAGUAGUAUAACAAUUGAAAGUUUCUCUUCAGAGAUUAAUGUGUGGACUGAUUAUAAGCUAAUUGUUGAUGUACCUCAUGCAUUGUAUCCUUCUUUGGAUGGGACUUCGUUAUCAUCUGCUGGUGUAGUUGAUGGAAUCUUCUUUUGGCUUAAUUAUACAUUGAUCACUAUUUAUGAUAGUGUAAACAAGUGUUUUUGGGCUUUGGAAUUACCUGAAAACUUGUUUAUCUAUUAUCCCCGUAGUUGUUGUCUUGGAUUAUCAGGCGGGGAGCUCUGUUUUGCAUCGAAUCGUUGGACAACAACCAUCACUUGUUGGCGACUCAACAAUUUUCCUAGUCGAGAUAAUGCUGAAUGGGUUAUAAAGUAUGUUAUAAAUGUUGCUACUAUAAUUAAAAAAUAUCCCAAGUAUUUUGGAGUUGGAGACGGUUUUGCUAAGGUUCAGAACAUGGUUUUUCAUCCUGCUCUUCCACACAUCUUGUAUUUGCAAAUAAAAGACAAGGUUAUUUCUUAUGAUGUGAAAACUCGUAAGACAGAACUUGUGUAUGAUUUUGGAGAAGCUUGGCGGAAGACAAAAUGCUACAAAUUGUUUUCCUAUGAGUGGCCUCAAUGGCCGCGUCUUCUGUAGCCAGGUUCUGAGACCAGUACUAGCACUAGGUGAUUCUCUCUUUUGAGUUGGCAAUUUAUCGAAGUUCCCAGAUGUAGUUGCUUGGCUGUUCUAUAGCUUCCGGACGUCUCUAUCUUGUUUAUUUCCUGUCAUUAUCCUUCGGACAGUUGUAUUUAUUUCGUAUUCAUACUCAUGUCACUGGAUUUUUCAGGUUGUAUUUGUUUUCUUUUGAAUUUCUGUGUUGAUUUAUGAAAGUAUGACCUUAAAACUUUACUUCCG
This is a messenger RNA of Solanum tuberosum (potato), 1467 nucleotides long. Its product is annotated as F-box protein At3g26010-like. Gene Ontology annotation, molecular function: protein binding. The transcript has 2 exons. The coding region runs from base 73 to 1209 and encodes 378 amino acids. The record is from RefSeq and is a predicted model, not a curated record. Lineage: Eukaryota; Viridiplantae; Streptophyta; Magnoliopsida; Solanales; Solanaceae.